ACGAUACUUCCCAUGAUGCACUUGGGAACAUUCAACAUGGCGGCCCGAGCAACAGCUAAGUCUCUUAGACUCUUAGCAUCGUAUAAAGCGACUUGCUAUCGAUCCUAUAGCAGUAUUAGCUGUUCGUGGUGUGUUUCUCUUCAAAGAUGGCGGAUUCACACGCGCUUCAAUUCUGCAGCCUACAAUUCCACAUUGUCGGCUCCGCAGCCAGAUGAUGCAGUGAAGGAGUACCCUGAAAAGAUCACAAAUAUUGUAGAUGAAAUAUCAAAACUGACACUUAUAGAGGUUGCCGAUCUGAAUGAGUUACUGAAGAAAACGCUGAAAAUUGAGGGUGCUACCAUGAUGCCAAUGAUGGGUGGCAUGCCCAUGGCGGCUGCACCUGCUCAGGAGGAAGAAGCUGAGACAGAGAGGGCAGAACCAACAGAAUUUACAGUUAAAUUAACCCAGUUUGAUGCUGCAAGCAAAGUAAAGCUCAUAAAGGAAAUCAAGAAUCUUGUACCUGGACUUAACUUGGUUCAGGCCAAAAAAUUUGUCGAAUCUCUACCUCAGAAUGUGAAGGAGAAAGUAAGCAAAGAGGAAGCUGAUGAAAUGAAAAAGGUUUUAGAGGCAGUUGGAGGAACAGUUGAAAUAGGAGUUUGAAACAUUGUACAGUUAACAAAAUUUGGUAUUAAAAUUUACGUAGUUCUCACA
Molecule: messenger RNA, 690 nt
Organism: Orbicella faveolata
Lineage: Eukaryota; Metazoa; Cnidaria; Anthozoa; Scleractinia; Merulinidae
Product: large ribosomal subunit protein bL12m-like
Biological process (GO): translation
Cellular component (GO): ribosome; mitochondrial large ribosomal subunit
Molecular function (GO): mRNA binding; structural constituent of ribosome
Source: RefSeq, a predicted model, not a curated record